UCUGGUUGUACUGACUUGGCCUUACAUUUUAAAGGGAACCUUAAGCUUGAGUUCUCUGAAGUGCCCUUCUUUUGGAGCAUAUGGUACUGAAAUGUCUUGCCUGAAGCUCAUCUAACCUCUUUUUGCAGUGGUCCUAUGAACAGCAGUGUAUGGAACGAAAAUGUUGAACUGGCAUUUCUAGAAAACAAACAUAACGUGUGCCAUACUUUGGGAAUAUUUGUUUGCCUCUCUCAAGGUUUCAUAAGUUGUGACAGUCAAUUGACUGUAUUCCAGUAGUCCUUGCGAGCUGUUCAUUUCAAAAAUAAAACAUAAAAUGCCAAGAAUCAAAGUUUCCAAGCAACCAAACCCAGCAAACAAAACUAUUGUACAUGAUAUUUACAUCUUUGUUGCCUGGGAAUGCUGUUGCUGCUCCACACCUCACUCCAAACACUUGCUAAAAGCACGCAAUGGUUCUUGCAGCCGCCUUGCCGUUUAGGAAAGAUCAAGUCACAGACAUGUAGAUCAGAGAACUGCAAUUCCUGAGUGGCUGAGGUAGCCAUGAGUAGUCGAGAGGUGAUUGUUCUGAGUGUGGGAGGUGUGAGGUUUGUAACCCGGGCUUCUACCUUGCAGCAGUUCCCUGAGUCCAGGCUGGCACGGAUGGUGAAUGACAAUGACAGGGAAUUUAAACUGGUGAAUGGAGAGUUUUUUGUGGACAGAGAUGGAGCUUUGUUUAGUUACAUCAUGGACUUCUUGAGGACUCUCCAGGUGUCCUUACCAGCUGAUUUCUCAGACUAUCAGAGGCUGCAGAGAGAAGCAGAAUUCUAUGGACUCUACCCCCUGGCGGACGUCCUGAGCCAAGAACACUUGCUGAAGCCGAAGCCGGAGGUCUUGGAAGUGCAUUUUUCUCUCCAAGAAAUGCAGGCCUUUUUCCGGAUCUUUGGUUCCUGUAGUAGCACCAUUGAGGCACUGGCUGAGCAGAUCACUGUGUUUACAGGGCAGCAGUCAGGACAGGGCUGGAAUAGCCCUUUUCCUUCUCAGAAAACACUCAUUCCACUUCCUUUGGAAAGACCCUCUCAUCAUGAUAUGGUUUUUCAGUGUGGUACUGAGUAUUCUGCUGGUGACCAGUUUGUGGCCAGGUAUGUUUCCAUAAAGCCUGAUAAUAGAAAGCUGGUUAAUGGUACUAAUGUGCUAGGCCUGCUGCUUGACACUUUACUCAAAGAUGGAUUUCGCCUGAUAAGCACCAGGACAGUCACCAGUGAAGAGAAGGUUGAAUGCUACACUUUUGAAAGGAUGAAGAGGGCAGGAGGCCUUGCCAUCAUAGUGAACCAAACCCCAGGGAGCUCUGGGGUAACACAGGCAAGGAGAAGCCAAGUGCAAAAAGGGAAAUGA
Messenger RNA from Pseudopodoces humilis (Tibetan ground-tit), 1368 nucleotides. RefSeq names its product potassium channel regulator (gene KCNRG). Lineage: Eukaryota; Metazoa; Chordata; Aves; Passeriformes; Paridae. Gene Ontology annotation, molecular function: protein binding. Gene Ontology annotation, cellular component: endoplasmic reticulum. Gene Ontology annotation, biological process: negative regulation of delayed rectifier potassium channel activity; protein homooligomerization. The record is from RefSeq and is a predicted model, not a curated record.